CUCAUUUCAAAACAGGUGACUUGACAUCUCAGCGCAGUUAUCUCCCUUUCCUUCCAAUUUCUUCUUUCUUCGCCACGUUUUCGGCCGGUAAUAAACAGCUUCUUCUGAGUAACCAAUGGAUAACUCAGGCCAAAAUAUACUGAUUUUGGCCAAACUGAAUGAAGUAUGUGGCAACUCAAGUACAGCAACCCGAAUUAAAUGUCACCUUGCGAAAGUAGGUUUCCAUUGUAUCUUACAAGAUGUUGGGUCAAUUGAGUGUGUGGAUGUUGUUCUACAACAGCAUCAAAUAUCAGCCAUAUUGGCACUGCAUGCUUACCAUUCAGGAAAGAUUCUUACAAAUAGUCGUCUAAACAUACCAUAUGCUGUCGUCCUUGGUGGAACUGACGUCAAUGAAUAUCAUAGAGAUACUGACAAGAUGAAAAUUAUGUCUUCAGUUCUUAAACAUUCCAAGUACAUAAUAGGAUUUAGUAAACAAAUGGUCAACACAGCUACAAGAUUAUGGAAAAACAUAGAUGCUGGGAUAUUUAUAUCUAUCCCUCAAGCUGUUGAAACAUAUCCAUCAGACUUUUCCCUGCCAGAAUACCUGAAGGCACACAAUCAUAUUCCGGCUGGACUGUCAGCUCAAGAUUUGGACAUUUUCCUUCUAAUUGGUGGCAUCCGGUCCGUAAAGGACCCCCUCUACCUCACAGAUAUAUUUUCAGAAUGGCACAGAGAACAUAGAAUGUGUUUCUUUGUUAUCAUCGGUCCCAAGAUUGAAGAUUGUUAUUAUGAAAAGUUCCUGAAUAAAAUCAAAACGUUACCUGGAAUCGUCUACAUAAAUGGUCUGCUUCCAGCUGACACUCAUGCUUCAAUAGAACAAAGUUGUGCUGUAGUCAACUCGUCCCUCAGUGAAGGAAUGUCAACAGCAAUUUUGGAGGCAAUGCAACUUGGCACUCCAGUGAUUGCUCGCAACAUUCCCGGCAAUUCUGCUAUUCUCCAGGAUGGUAAAUCUGCUCUCCUUUAUAAUACACCCCAGGAGUUCUUGAAAAAAGCCAAAUUAUUACUUCGUGAUCCAACUUUAUACAAUGAAAUUGUGAUGGCAGCAAAACAUGGCAUUGAGACAUACCAUAAUUUAGAAGAGGAAAGAAGAGCCUACACAAUGGUAGUACAUGAUCUUUUGUCUAAGAUCCAUCACUGAGUCUUUUUAAAAGAAGUAUCCCAUUAGCCUUCACUCUUUGCACACACACACACACACACACAUCCUCCACUCCAGCCAAGGUUACCAAAUUCAUUUACAUCCGACCUAAAUAAUUGAACCAACUUAUAUAUCAGAAAUUAAGUUUUUUUCCUACAUUUAUGGAAGCUUUAGAAAGUUUAAGAAUAAUAUAGUAUGAAAAUUCAAUUUCUAGUUUUCGUUGGAGACUAAUAUUCAUUAAAAGAAUGAUAGCAAAAAUAACUAAAUACUUCUCUUGGUCAUUAAAUCUUAGUGUUUUUCACAGGUAACAUUACACAGAACUAUCACCUCCAAAUAGGAUUAUCGUAUCUUGGCAAAAAAAUAAAUAUUUAAAUUAUGGAAGUUUCAUGGCAAUAAAAAUUUUUAUACAAAACUGGCCAAAA
Molecule: messenger RNA, 1596 nt
Organism: Octopus bimaculoides (California two-spot octopus)
Lineage: Eukaryota; Metazoa; Mollusca; Cephalopoda; Octopoda; Octopodidae
Product: glycosyltransferase 1 domain-containing protein 1
Molecular function (GO): glycosyltransferase activity
Source: RefSeq, a predicted model, not a curated record